Messenger RNA from Toxorhynchites rutilus septentrionalis, 14287 nucleotides. RefSeq lists its product as uncharacterized. Lineage: Eukaryota; Metazoa; Arthropoda; Insecta; Diptera; Culicidae. Bases 250 to 3351 code for a protein of 1033 amino acids. The record is from RefSeq and is a predicted model, not a curated record. The transcript is spliced from 2 exons.
GCUUAUCGUUCCAUGGUCCGAAGAAUGAACGAAGUCGCUAUGCCGCUUCGUACUUUUGUUGUGUUUUAAAUUCUUUUGAAUUUGGUGCAAUAAUAAUAAUGAUAAGUGAAUAACUAAUUGUUAUCUUGGUUCCAGUUGAACGUAACCCAAAUGGACUCGUGGUGGUUUUUUGUGAUGGCAGCAGCAGAAAAGUGAAUCGAGGGCAACCAGCUGCCUGCAUUUACCUUUCACUUCCAUUCGACGAUACAGAUGGAGUGCGUAGAAGGAUUACGAGAAGUUAUGUCGGAAUCGGUCUGUAUCCAGGAGACCAGCUCCUCCGAGAAGGAAGCGGGUGUCUCACCCGCUAGGGGCUCCACUUGGCACAACAAGUUGCUGCUGAACAGUAGAAAUAGUACACCGUAUAGAAAAAUUAUGGACGAUUCGGAGAGCUUGCUUUCGGGUGCCACAGAAUCAUAUGCCGUCGAUUUGUCACUGACGACAGAGCAGCAUGACGUUCCGAGUAGAGGAUUGGGAAACGAGAGCUACACGAAUUAUGAUUCGGGUAAUUUUUCCUUCUCGGAUUGCUCCAAAGCGAAGCCAAUGGGAACGAGCUCCGGUGGACUCGAGUUGCAUCAAAGAUUUGUACAAUUAAACACCGAACUGUAUCAGACUAAAACGGAGCUUUUGACGUAUAAAUACAAAUGGAACGAAAUUCGGCACGAAGUAGAGCUGGAGUGGAACAAAAAAUACCAACGAGUUGUGGAUGAUAGCAUAUCAUUACAACAAGAGCUUGAAGAUUUUAGGAAUCAGUUGCAGCAAGCGGUCGAGAUAAACCAUUCUUCCAACGAGAGAGAAAAUAAUUUAGAGAAGCUGAGCCUACAGUCCAAGUUGGAUCAGCUGCAAAUCCAAUUGGAUUGCAAGGAUCGAGCCAAUGGGUUCCUGAAAAAGAAAAUUGCAGAGCAGUAUUGUGAUAAAGAGAACCUUUCGCUCGAGCUGAGAAAGCUAGAGAAACUCCUAGCAGAAGCUACAAAUGAAGUAGAGUCGACCAAGAGCUCCGCGAGUUGGUUCCGGAACGAGUUACACGGGUGCCAAAAUGUGAUUGCCAAACUGAAGGAAAAUAAUGUAUUACUAGAGAGUAAGGUGGCCUCAGAAAAAGCCAAUUGUGAUCGUCUGAAAGCGCAAAUGCAUCAGGUGAUAUGUAGUGCGGAGGAAGUAGAACGAAAAGCCUCCAGAGAAAAAGAGGAAUUACUUGAUAAACUGAGGUUAAUAGAAGCUUCCAAUUGCAUAGAAAUCAUUCCCGCUGUUGUUAUAGAAGAAUACACAUUGAAGCUGAGAGCAGCGUCAGAUAGGAUAACGAAUUUAACGUCAGCUAAUAAGAAUUAUGAACUUGAGAUAGAUCAACUGCAGUCAACCGUUCAAAUGCUCAAAAAUACUAUCACUAAUCACGAAUUACUUCUUCAAACGUUUAGAAGCAAAGAGAGCGAAAUGCUUUCAACGAUACAAUCCUUGAAGGAACAAAACAGUAGGCUGGGAGCCGACAAGGACAAAGCGCUUGCAGAAAACAGCGAAUUGCACACAGCUAUUGCGCGUGAAGGUUGCGCGAAACGAGACCUAGAUGUCAGCAUAGAUCACUUGAGGGCACAGCUAAAAGUUUUAUCGAUAAACUUUGAAAACACACGACGGACGCUAGGUGUGAAGGAAUUUGCGCUCGAAAAGUUGCAACGUGAGUAUCACGACCUACGGGAACGUUCCCACCAGCAGCUGGAACGAUGUCGCGGGGACCUGGAGGCAGCGCUGAAGAUGAAUGAAUCUUCGGCAGCGAAUCGCUAUGACCAAUUGCUGGAGAACUUUACGAAGAUCCAAUCGACGAACUUGAACCUUGAGGUGAAACUGGGUCAAUAUGCUGAGGAUAACGAGAAGUUCCGCAAAAGCGAGGAAGUGGUUCACAAGCUGAGGCAGGAUAUUGCGGAACUGCAGAAGAAGUUGGAGGAAGAUGUGACAAGCAGUAACAGGAUGUCCCCUAGCGUGAGUGGUAGUUCCAAAUCCCUACAAAAAAGCGGGAAAAGUAGUGGCAAAUGCCCAAAGCAUGGCAAUGUGAUCCCGGAAGACGAUACGAAGGAGCUGAAAAUUUUACUGAAAGUGAUCGAAAGCGAAACCCGACACAAGCUGAAGCGUUAUGAGCUCAAUAACCGGACGCUGCUCCGAAAAGUGAAGGAGCACUGUCGUGCCAGAAAGAUGGCCGAACAUCAGGUGCAAACGAUGGAGAACGAUGUUCAGAAGAUGACCUCUCUUCAGUGUGAAUUGGCAAGAUUCAGAGAACGGAAUCUUCUCCUGGAAGCAGAUUUGGAAAAGGCCAUUGAGGAAUGUCAACAACUGAAGGGAGAAAAAACACGACUCAUGUUGGUUUUGCAGGGCAACUGCCUGUUGACUGCAGACGAGAACAUCUGGGCAUCUUUCCAAAGAAUCUUCGCCGAUCUCAGAGACAAACAAUUCGUUCAUAAAGAAAAUGGUCGAUUGAGGGAACUUCUUAAAAUUAGCGAAAGCAAGAUACAACAACUGGAAGAGGAACUCAGACGUUCGCUGUCUUCGUCGGACGAUAAAAGUACAGUCAUUGAAAACCUGAAACUUACCACCGAAAUGCAUCGUGUGGAAACGGACGAAGUUCGUUCGAUGUUAAAAUUGAAAUCUGCUCAGCUGGAAGACUCUCAAAAAAUGGUUGACGAUUUAAGCUGUGAGCGAAACUCGCUCCAAGAUUCUAUCGGUAGCCAACAGCUGAGCGAGACGAAGCUCAAGGAGGAAAUUGAUUGCUUGCGGACACUGCUGCAAGUGAGUGAAAUCCAACUGGAUACCGCCUCGGAGAGGGUCAAGCUGUUUGAGGAGUCUGAGCGGAUACUGACCGAAUCCAGGCAACGGUUCUUCGACGAAAUUCAAACACUGCGUGACGAAAUUAUCGCCGAGAAGCAGGAGAAGUACGAGCUGCAGGAGAUGGUUAGGGCGCUGAAAGCGAAUAUGAUGGAGAUGGUGGAAUGCAGUUUGAAGACCAUCCAAUCCAGCAGCCAGCCGGAUAGUACCAACAGUGCCACUUCAUGUUUAGGGUCAGAGAGUGGUGAACAAUCAGCUGUAUGCGCGCCAUCAAUCGAGCAUCGACCACCAACAAGUAUUGACGAGGCUGCGCUUAGGACAUUGAUCGAGGAAUGUUCCAGACCUCGACAUUAUUCGUUGCGUCCCCUGCAAGAAUGUGUUGCCUCUUUGCGGGCAGAAAUGAGCAAUCUGAACGCCGUGGUGAGACAUAAUGGCCAGCAAAGAAACCACGUGAUAUCGUUGAUGGAAGAACUGCAGGAUGCGACCAACGGGACCUACAACAGCAGAUGAGUUUAGGCGUGGCCUUAGGCCUGAGGAGGAGAAAAAGAUGAUUUGGUAUACAUCUUUCUUUGUUGCUUAUUUAUAUUGACCUUUGUUGUUCAUUAACGUACUCUCAACAGGUUUGAAAGUUAUGAUUAAUUGAGUAGCAUGCUGGAGAGGUUUUCGGUUAUGGAACUGUGAUUAGGUACACUACUUUAGAGCAGUUGAUUAGUACAGAUGACUUCAAACAAGUUUUAUUUUGUAAAAAAUUCGAAGCUGCCAACGGGUUUUCCCCCUACCCGGGUAGAUAGCAGUUCAAUCUUGAGUUCAUAGUUGUAGACGAUUUUAUAUUUCGCAUGAGCAUUAUUUUAAUUAUUUAUUGUGAUGGAAUAAUGUUGACAGCGUAUAUACGCUGAAGUAUUAUUUGCGAUGAUACAAAUGUGACCGUGAAUGUUGACAAGUAAACAAAUGUAUGUGUUUUUUUGUUGGAAUUUUUUUGCGUUUGAACUAUAUUAACGUUUGCAUUAAAAACGGCUUUCCGGAACUGGAUCAUUCGCCAUGGCGGACGAAAACAUGCGUAUAGGCAUGUUUUUGAGUUCUUUCUUCGUUUUAUUUAUCAAUUUCUUCUCAGUUUUCGCGAAAAAAUUGUUGGAGUAGAUCUUACACUUCAGGUUUGCCCAGAAAUUCUCGAUGGGACGCAGCUGGGAGACGUUGGACACGUUCGCCGACUUAGGUAUCACAUCGAUAUUCAGCCGCUCCAUCUCAUCUAACGAUCGCUUCGAGUAGUGGGCCGACGCCAGAUCCGGCUAGAACACCGAGUCUUUGCCCUUCUGGUAUUUUUUGAUUACCGACUCAACUUUCGGCAGGCACUUCGUACCAUAAAUUUCCCCGUUCACUGCCAGUACGUAGCUAAAGAAGAGCGGCUUUGACAUCCCCUCUCGAUGAUUGUCUGCCACAGCAGCACCUUCUUGGGGAACUUGGUGUGUGAAAUAAACUUCACUCCACUUCACUUCACAAUCGACUUGACAAUUUUUUUUUCUGCUGACUCAUGGGUUACUAUGAUUGAUGCUGCAUGUGUAGUUUCGACAGUGUGUGAAGGUGAAACUCAUGAAAAACCGGCAUUUUUUGUCCAUUUUUUAAAUGAACACGUUAUAUCUUAAAGAAUGAUAAAGAAUUGGUCAUAAUCGUAACUGUGAUUGGUGUCCUGAUUUUUAACUCCGAUCAUAUGGUAUCCCUACGCUUGGUGGACAUCUGAGCUGCGGCACCUGCGUAACGCCGCAAAUCCGCAAAUUUUGAGACUCAUUAUCACAAAAUUCUGACCGCAUCAUUUCGGAAUUACAUCGCCCACCUGGAGACGGCUGCGAAGUGAAACCCCUUCUAUUUUUGGACGUUCAUUCUCAAUCAGAAGAAUUCAAAUCCCAGCCGAGAUGACUUUUAACGGUAAUAGUGCUGAUUCCCCGGAAGGAUUGGCAAAUCUGUUCGCAGAUCAUUUCGAGAAGGUACACAGCAUCAGUUCAUCAGCAUUCUCGCCUAACAGUCUCAGGAAUUGCCCCGCUUUCGAUUUGAAUUUACCGCUGUUUGAAAUAUCACAGCACGAUGUUUCAUUUGCCUUGAGUGCCUUGACUCGGCGUGUCUAAAGGUUAAAGAACUGACAAAUUUGAAAAUAUUAGUUUUAUGAAAACCGUGAAAUCAUGAAAUCUCGACAUUUCAUGCACUUUGCAUGUUUGGCAUUAAACUUUUUUGUUGAAAACCCCGACUUCAUGUACCUUAAACCAUUAGUCCAAAAGUUUUCAAAAAACCCUGACUCAAGGCAAGCCGUCAAGGCUGUGCGACACUAGUAAAUGAUUGAGCUGAUAUUUUGCAUAGAGUAGUUUUUCGUGAGAAUCAUCGAAGGUAUUUUUUUUACCCUACAUACAUUGGCACUUUAAUAUACAGCAAUUCCAUGUGCUCCCGUGGCCGAGGGGUUAGCGUCAUAACUAACAUGCCGGGUGUUCGGGUUCGAUUCCCGUUCUGGUCGGGGGAAUUUUUCGUUAAAGAAAUUUCCUCCGACUUGCACUGUGAUCACGCGUAUUCUAGAGCUUGCCACUCAGAAUGCAUUCAAGGCGUAUUAUUUGGCAUAGAAAUCUUAACUAAGUACUAAUAAAAAUGACGCAAGUAAUACUACGUUGAGACGGUGAAGUUCCUCUAGGAACGUUAGUGCUAUUGAAGAAGAAGAAGAAGAAGAUGCCGAACCGAUCUCAGAUUUCCGAAAAAAGUGGAGAUUUUGUUCCUUAUCGCAAGAUAUUAGACCAGUAUUUUUUUAUUCUUUCAUUGGGAUGUCCAUUUCCAUUUUAGGGUCUGGAAAAUCAACUUUUUCCCUUUUUUUUUUUUUUCCAAAAAUGCCUUAAGCUCUGAACUACUGGACUGAUUUCGAUUAUCGAUAUAUCAAAUUGAAGCUUAUGAACUAAUCUAAUAUUGCAUUUGCUGAGAUAUUGUUUUUGUUAUUACUGAUUGUAUUUGUUUUUUUAUAGUUUACAUGGUCUUGGGAUCACGAGCGGUAAAGGGUGUGUCACAUCAAAUUGCAUCACGGAAAAAACGAUGUAGAAAUUCGCCCAGUAGACCGAUCCUUUUGAAAAUUUUAGACAGUAAAGUAAAAACUAUUAAACAACUUUUGGCAUUUUCUUUUUAUUCAUACUUCGAGCCCAAGCCCGUAUGCUCGCACAUUCCUCUUUACCCCGUCCAUAAGGUUCUGUACAACGUCAGGUUGUAGUUUUUUUUUAACAGAAAUCCAUUUUCUCUUGAAGUCCGCCUCCGAUUUGACAACUUUUGGGUUCUUCCGGAGGGCCUGCUUCAUAAUCGCCCAAUAUUUCUCUAUUGGGCGAAGCUCCGGCGCGUUGGGCGGGUUCAUUUCCUUUGGCACGUUGGCUUCGUACCACUCCAACACGUCCUUUGAAUAGUGGCACGAAGCGAGAUCCGGCCAGAAGAUGGUCGGGCCCUCGUGCUGCUUCAAUAGUGGUAGUAAGCGCUUCUGUAGGCACUCCUUAAGGUAAACCUGCCCGUUUACCGUGCCGGUCAUCACGAAGGGGGCGCUCCGCUUUCCACAAGAGCAGAUCGCUUGCCAGACCAUGUACUUUUUGGCAAACUUGGAUAGUUUCUGCUUGCGAAUCUCCUCCAGAACGCUGAAUUUGUCCUCUGCGGAGAAGAACAACAGGCCCGGCAGCUUGGUCCGCUGGACGAAUGAACUUGACAAAUUCAGCUUAUUGGCGACAUCCCGGACCGAACUUCUCGGAUCACGUCUAAACUGCUUAACUACGAGCUUGUGAUCUUUUUCACUGACGGAGCAUCCAUUUUUGCCGUUCUUCACCUUCCGGUCGAUGGGUAGGUUCUCGAAGUAUCGUUUUAGUACUCUGCUGACCGUGGAUUGGACGAUUCCCAGCAUCUUACCGAUGUCCCGAUGUGACAACUCCGGAUUCUCGAAAUGAGUGCACAGGAUUAAUUCACGACGCUCUUUUUCGUUCGACGACAUUUUUCCAAAUUUACGAAAAAUUGACAGUGAAGCAUGGCCAACGUGAUCUAUACACUCUUAUCUGAUUAUAAGCGAAAGCUGAAGAUAUAAUUCCUAAAAACUAAAUUUCUACAGCGUUUUUUCCGUGAUGCAAUUUGAUGUGAAACACCCUUUAUAUUGCUUUAUAUUUUUUCUUACAAGCUGAGCGUUUUUUUACAUAACAUACCCAAAAAUCAGAGAGGCGUUUUCUACAAAAAUGAAAUUCAUAACUUUUGAACUACUGGACCGAUUCACAGUGGCAGCUCGUCCGUCUGUUCAAACUGUUCAUAAGACAGGUAGACAGUCUCCGAAUCCGAAUCCGACAGAAUCCGAAUUUUAUAUUUGUAGCAUGGAUAUUAUUCCAAAUAUUCUUAUUUUCUUUGCUGUUUGGGUGAAACAUCUCCAACGGGAAGAAUGUAAUUUUAUGGCUACACUUGACUAUAUCACACAACCCGCACGCAACACAAUACUACGAAGUAAGCAGUAAUGAAUACCGGGUUCAAACCAUUCAUCUGAACCCGCAGUCAUUCAAACGCUUUUCUGUAUCUUGAAGAGCGGCAGGGCAAACGCAGUCAGCUAUGUAUGAAGCGAUCACUAUUACUAAUGCGCCACCUUUCUUUAAAAUGACAUUUGAGGUUCAAAGUGUUCUGCUUAUCGAAACCGAUGGAAACGAAAGAAACCCCACACACCAUUGUUGAUUGAACAUAUCUCUCUGUCUGUAGCGCUUUACCACAUUAAUAGAAAUUUGAACCCCUUCCUGUUGACCGAUUGAUCUGAAAUUUGGAACACACCUUUAUCUCUGCAGUCAUUACAAGACUACGUAUUUCAUAAUUUUAAAAAUCCAAGAUGGCGGCCGCUAUGAGGAAUGCAAAUCCAAAAUGACCGCCACCACAAGAUAGCGGAUUACAUAUUUUCUCAAAACCCCAUCAAUAUGGGUAUCAAAUGAAAGGGAUUGACCAGUAGAACACAAUUAUUUUAAAAAAAAUGCAAAGCCAAAAUGGCCACCAAAAUGGGUGAUUACAUAUUUUCUCAAAACAAGCCCCAUCAAAAUGGGUAGUGAAGGGGAUUGACCAGUAGAUCCCAGCUAUUUACAUAUAUAAAUACGUGAAGGCCUCUGUAACAAAAUAAAUCAUAUUUUUAAACGGAUUCAUUCGACUUGAUCUGUUUGUAUGUCUGUAGGGUUGUCCCAUAUUAAUAAAAAUUUGACCCUGUUCCUUUUGACUUAUUGAUCUGAAAUUUGGAACAAACCUUUAUCUCUGCUGUUAUUAUAAUACUGUGUAUUCGAUUAUCUUGAAAAAUUCAAUUCAUCCGCCGGUAAAAAAUGGCUAAAUGACUUGACUUGGAGAACACACUACAUUAUGAACAACAUAAAUUCAAAAAGGUGUACGUAUUUUUCUGUAAUCCCCUCAAUAUCGGUAUCGAAUGAAAUGACUUGACUAAUAGAACACAGUACAUCAUCAAAAUAUUCCGAAGAAAAUUAGGUAAGAAAUUAAAAAAACGUUGAAUGGUUUUAUUGUAGAGAAGUGUACUAAUCAUACAGAUAGUGUACUAAAAACAAGAACAUAAAAAAGUAAUAGGAAUACCGGUGAGUUUCUUCGUUUUUAAAAUUAAUGCUUUAUUCUGCAAACAUGGUUACAAAUUCAAAGUAUUGCCCAUCGCUAGACACAACUUUUUCCCAUCUUUCUGGCAAUUGGCGGAUUCCUUUGCGGAAAUAAUCGGCCGGUUUGUCGGCUAACCACGAAUCGAUCCAAUUUUUGACUUCAUCAAAAUUGGAGAAGUGCUGGUCAACCAGGCCAUGUUGCAUCGAUCGAAAAAGGUAGUAAUCGGACGGAGCAAGGUCUGGAGAUUGUGCUCCCGUGGCCGAGCGGUUAGCGUCAAACCUAACAUGCCGGGGGUUCAGGUUCGAUUCCCGUUCUGGUCGAGGAAUAUUUUCUUCAAAGAAAUUUCCUCUGACUUGCACUGUGGUCACGCGUAUUCUAGAGCUUGCCACUCAGAAUGCAUUCAAGGCGUGUUAUUUGGCAUAGAAAUCUCAACGAAGUACUAAUGAAAAUGACGCAAGUAAUACUACGUUAAGACGGCGGAGUUCCUCUAGGAACGUUAGUGCCAUAUAAGAAGAAGAAGAAGGUCUGGAGAAUACGACGGGUGGGAUAGGACCUCCCAUUUCAGCAUUUCCAAGUAUGUUUUGACCGGUUUCGCGACAUGCGGCCGAGCAUUGUCGUGCUGCAAAAUAACUUUAUCGUGUCUUUACUCGUAUUGUGGCGUAUUUUUUCCUUCAGUGCACGGCUCAAACGCAUCAAUUGUCGUCGGUAGAGGUCCCCCGUAAUGGUUUCAUUCGGUUUUAGCAGCUCAUAGUACACUACACCCAGCUGGUAUCACCAAAUAUACAGCAUAACCUUCUGGCCAUGAAUAUUCUGCGCGGCCGUCGAUAUUGAUGCAUAGCCGGGGUAUCCAUACGUUGCCCAACGUUUAGGAUUGUCGUAAUGGACCCACUUUCCAUCGCCAGUAACGUUGCGAUGCAAAAAACCCUUUCUUUUAUGCCGUUGGAACAGUUGUUCGCACCUGAAAAAAGGGCUUUCGACGUCUCAUGGCCUCAAUUCAUACGGCACCCAAUGUCCUAUCUUUCGAAUCAUUCUCAUUGAUUUUAAACGAUCGGAUAUGGUUUGCUGAGCUACUCCAAAUGUAUCUGCAAGUUCUUGUUGCGUUUGUUACGGAUCUUGAUCGAGUGAAGCCUCCAAUUCAUCAUCUUCAAACUUGUUUGAAAAUGACGAUGUAACGAUUUUAUUCUAGUCUCAUCAUUGCCAUAGGUUAAUGAAGGAAGGGAUGUGAUAACUACUAACUGUUACUUGCCUAAUUAUUUUCUAGUUUUUAGUACAUUAAGCCGUUUCAUUUAAGGUUUUGACGUAGGACUACGUCUAACCUUUCAAUAUUGGGGCCUAUUUCAAUAUUUCGGUGUGAAAAGUGUUCAGUUUUUGAACGCUAAUACCUCCUCAAUUAAUGAAUGGAUUUUGGUUCCAAAUAAACACAUUGAUAGGAAAUAUCCUCAGCAAUUGUUUAAAUGCUACACAUUACGGUUUUUCAGCUCAUAUAACGUUCAAAUUGAUGCAAAAUUGGAAGAAAGAAUUCCCUACUUUCCCAUACAUUUUGUCUACGCUCCCGCAGCAAACAUCUAUUCAUUACAAGCAACCACGGGACGAGCGAAACGUAUGGACAAGGUGAAGGAGGGUGACAAAAAAGGGAUUAUAAAUAAAUAUAGGCGAUCGCUACAACGUUAACUAUAUGGCUAUAUAAAGUGAGCGAUGGUGGGGCUUGGCCACAUUCUAUCAUCGGACGCCAAGCAGGAUGGACGAUAUCUUGAAAUUGAUUGUCAGCAAAAGAGAUAUCGCUGCAUUUGCCGGGAAUGUAUGCGGUGCGAUACCGCAAGAGUAAGAGACAGGAGUUUCAAUGGGAUGUGGAGCAGCAGAGCCUAUCGAACUGUGUUAAAAGCGGUGGAAGCGUCGCGCCGGGUGAAUGAGUGGCUAAUAGCGCUCGAUUUGAUAGAAUGCUGGAGUUUUUAAACGGUUUUUUUUAGUUGUGACAUAUUUGUAUGUUUGUAUGUAACAUCUUUGUCUAUGGCGCGGUACCACAUUAAUUGAAAUUUGACCCCUUUCCUGUUGACCGGUUGAUCUGAAAUUUGGAUCUUGAAUCUCAUGAUCUUGAAAAUCCAAGAUGGCGACCGCUACAAAAUGGCGAAUUACAUAUUUUCUAAAAGCCCCAUCAAUAAGGGUAUCAAAUGAGGGGCUCAGAAUACAAGGGGUGUAAGUGACUUGAUCGUUUUCUCUUCAUCAACUUUUUAUUUAGUUAAUAACUCAACUGCAAAAACUUUCCAAUUUAAGUUUGCUAUAGAAUCCGAUAGAUGAGGUUCUGACCUAUUUUCCACGUUGGUAAAUACAGCUGGGAAUGUAUUUGCAGCUAAGUUAUGAGCCAAAGAGAGAGUCGAUGUAGAGAAAUCGAUCAAAUCACUUAUACCCCUUUCAUUGUAAGCCCCUCAAAUGAAAGGGAUUGACUGGUGGAAGUCAUAGUUAAUUAUGAAAAAUGCAAAACCAAAAUGGCUGCCACCACAAAAUGGCGGAUUACAUAUUUUCUUUAAACCCCAUCGAUAUGGGUAUCAAAUGAAGGACUUGACUAGUAGAACAUAAUUAUUCAUGAGGAGUGCAAAGCCCAAUUAUAUCACGAUACCAGACGGUAAAUUCCUGUAACGAUAUGCUUGCCAUCAACUGUGUAUUCGUCGCCGGCUGAACAAUAACUCCUACAAUAUUUGCACCGCACGACAUUUGCACGACAAAUUUUGAUUUUUUCGUAUUUGAAUCUAAACGUUUGAGUGUUUGCUGAGUGCUGAGGUUUUAUUUUUUCCUUUGAUUUUUUUCUGUACAUGAAAAGCUGCUCAUUCUGGGAGCUGUGCUAAUUGAUAUUCGAAUAAUGGACACCCCUUGGUGUAAUCCUACGUCUCUCCGGUUAUGUCCGCGACAUUACCCACCCGUCUUUUUUUUUACUUUUUUUAUUUGAUAUUUUUCUUGUAUCCUGAGUUUUUUUUUACGUUAUUUAAAAAUCAGAUGUGUUUUCUUUCGUUUUAUGAUUUGUCUCUGAAUUUUUGAUAUGAUAUGUAAAAGCUUCAGCUUUCAACCAAAAAAAUAUUCAUAUAUACAGCGUGUUUGGCACCAAGAACAAAAUUACUACUUUUCACGAAAAUCUGAGAACCAUUAUAUCCACUAUAUGGCUGUAUAACUGCUAUGAAUAGAGUAAAUUCAACAUAUUAAAUACUGGUGAUUUUUGCAUUAGUCAGAAAACACAUAACCCUUUACGGUCGUAUUAAAUGGGUGUCGUACUGGUCGGAAUUAUUUGUUCUUGAAAAAACAGUGGUACAUACAAUAUUAUGAAAAAUAAACAUUUUUUUUUUAAUUUUUGUUGUGAACUAUAUAUAUGUAUUAACAUAUUAAAGACCGCUCACCAGUUUUCUCGUGUUUCACGUUCCGUCUGUUACGGAUGGAUCACGAAAUAACCCGUGUUUUUUACACUUGAUGGUUCAAUCCUUGAUCUGUCAAGAAUCUAACCAGGCCUACCGAUGGCUCGCCUUCGUCUCAUCCACACUGAACGAUCUCAUUCUUCGAAUCCGGUACAAGUUUGCCCAAAAAAAAUUAGCCUGGUUUCUUGCUUUGGUGGCUGAGAACAGACAAACGACCACAAAGAGUUAAGUUGGCUGCAGCACUACUUCAGGUGAAUAAAUUCACCGAAGAAGAGUAAGGCGACUCAUUCUCUCUUCCUGUCACUCUUACUCAUUAAUAAUUUUUAUUUGUGUGACAACAAACAGAAACAACGCUCAUUUUUAAAUCCACAAUGUUUCUAUUAAUUUGCCUUUGUCAGUUUGCUGCCAUGACCGAUAAGAAGGAGCAGAAAGAAUGAAUGAGAGUCGGAAUAAAUUAACUGAUCCAAAAUGGUCCUUCGAUGCUGUUUAUUCAUGUGGCAGAAUGAUGAGAAGUUUUAAAUAAAUGUAUGUACAGUGAUUUUCCUCUAAUUGGACAUACCGAGGCACCACACAGUGUCGCUUUAGAUGCGAUUGUGACCUGUAAUUAGAUAUAUCAACAAACAACGAAAUGUAAAAUAAAGUUAAAACAGGAAAAUUGUUGAAAAUCUAACAAAUGAUCAUUGGAAAAGUUACAUAAUCUAGUAAAGUGGUUUAACUAAUUAUUUCUCUCAGUGUGACGAUUAAUCGAUUAAUCGAUUAUUUGGAGCGAUUAAUCGUAUCGAAUAACAAACUGCUGAAAAGUAUUCGAUUAGUGGAUGAACGAUUAAUUAAAAAAAUCGGGGAUCACUACUCGCAUGUAUAUUUGCAGAGAGGAUUUCCACAGGUACAUCGAUUUUGAAGUCUGUGUUGGGGAAAACGUAAAUCGAGUCAAUCAAAACUUGUCAGUUAGGGCGUUUAGAUAACGUUUGACAUCUUACAGUUAUUCAAUUGUUCAUCUCAUGAAAAAUAAUAUUUUAUUAAUUGUGAUAGACGCGUAGAAAUAUUUCUUAUCAAUUGAUUCAGACAUCUUCCCGAUCUGUUGAGAAAUGUUCCAGUUAUAAGCAUUCGAAAUACGGGUAGGGUCAGCACACAAAUCGGCAGAACAAAUGUAUGAGAAAAAAGGAAGUUCUUCCAGUUUUCAUGAAUUUAAACCGUUUAGGGAUUAGCGAAUUGUAAUGUGUUUCGGCUUUUGUUUUGAUCUUGGUUGUAUUUUUUAUGCCAACAUAUAUUUUAGUCCAAAUCAUUUGCGACUAGCUUUGAAAAAAGUCUGUAUAUUAUUAUUGUUGAAUAAGGGUCGGGACUACGGAGUUUAAGCAUUGAAAUAAUAUAAUUCAAUGAUUUUCAUUGAUUUUUUCCUAAACUUGGAACUGAUUCUAGGGCUUUUGAUUCGAAAGAGGACGUUGCAAUUUAAAAGUGUUGUAAGUGGCGACAUCACGAAUAACAUUAAAUAAAUCAUUCGUUUGACAUUUGACGUGACGGUACUGCUGCAAGCAUAGACUGCAAGUGUGAGUUGGUUGAAACGUUGACGGAACGUAAAGUUCUAAUUGAAUCGCACAUUAACCGGCUCAUGCAUCAGCGUUGAUUAUUUAAAGUUCAAAUCACCGAAAUUUGCUUAAUUAGAUUGGUUUUCCUGUCCCAAGCGUCAUUUAGUGUUCUUAGACAAAAUAAAAAAACUUUGUGUCUUCUGUAGAUCAUCAAGACUAAGAGGUACAGAAAAAAAAAUUACAUGUGAGAUAAAAGAAACUUAGAAAGUAUUUGAAGUUAGUAGAAACAAAAUCACACUUACACAAAACAUAUAAGCAUAGAAUUUUAUAUUCCUAAACACCUUCCAAUAAGAGCAUUCAUAUUUAUUUUAGACUAAGGUCUCUCUCGCACUAUUUUUUUCACCCUUUGUUCCUUCUCCGGUUGUUACCGGGCAGUAUUCUCUGGUAUACUAUAGGAUACGAUGAAUUCAAUGUGUUCCAUGUAUUUAUUCUAUUUUAAUAUUCUUUUAAAUUGUGAUGCUCUUUAAGAUAUACCAUAUCUAUUUAGAGGAUGCUGUAGCCGUCAGGUGUUCUAGGAACAAUUGCAGCUGAUUGUGUUUCGCAAUGAGCGUGAUGGGAUAGAUUCCCUUCGUUUAGCUUAAUAGCAGGUAAUUGGCAAUUGGUGAUUAGCUGUAAUUAUCGGUAGCAAGUGUUUCCAGAAUGCUGUGGCGGAUAUAGGUUAAUGUUAAGUAGCAAAGGCAGAUUAGCUAGGAGGCUAGGAGACGAAUGUACACUUAUAUUUACCCAUCCGUAUUUAUUCACCCGUUAUUAGUCUAAACGUAACAUCACACCAAAACGAGCAGAGGCAGGCACUGGUCGGGCUGCAAAAUUCUAGAUAAAUCGUGAAAUUGUUAACAUUGCAAAUAAAAUAUUGUCUGACAU